AACUGCAUGUUUUGUUGGUAAUCACGCUGAGGUGGAGGUUUUCCCUCGAGCCGCACGAGGGCAGCAGCGCCGCUUUGGAGCACCUCAACCUUUGAGAAGCAGCCGCAUCCUUCCCUUCCCUUCAGGUGAGUCUGGAGUUACCUGAUGCUGGUGUCGAGGCGCGUGGAGCCCGAAACCGCGGGGAGCGCGUCUGCGGUGCCGCGUCAGGGUGUUGUCACCCCUUGGAUUGUGGUGGAAACAGCUGGCACGGCGCUGUCGAGAUUGCGUAAAUACGCGCUGCAUGGUUCACACGGAGGAACGCUGAUAUCAUGCUGUGUCCAAACAUUUACGCGGAGCCGCUCCGACGCACCGCGGGCUCGCCGUAAACAAAGGCUGGGCCUCGUCCUCUCCAAAGUGGCCAGGAGGCUGUGAAGCACGCAGUUCAGAAGCCAUUGUGUCUGACAACGAGCCUCAGAACUACACAGCGGAAAUUUAAAGUUUUUGCUUAAUUGAAAGGAUAAAAAGUGCGAGUCAGUCCUUCAGCCAUUACACUCCUGUAGAGUUUUCAUUUAAAGACUUUGUUUCAUUUAUUAAAGGAUUGUUUUUUUUUCCCACUCUAUCACCGGGGUGCAAAUAGAACCAUGGAGCUGUAGGGGGACUGGUUGCCCUGGAUAAUUGCCUUUUGUUUGAGGGUAUAAAACUCUCCACCGUAAAGGUUUUCUCUUGGAUUAUUAAGGCGCUAGUGAAGGUCAGUGUUCUCCAACUCUUCCUCUCCUGGUCUUUGAUCCAGUGCCAUCCCUCAGCUUGUUCUUUUUUUUUCCCCCUCCACUCUUGACUUUGAGGUUUUGGCGGGAUUAAGCAUUAAGCCUCGGGACGCCCUUUCAAGCAUAUUUUUACCCCCCCAAGGGAAUACAUUCAGGCCAAGACAUAACCGAAAAUUACACCGCGGGAGGAAGUGGUGAAGGAGAGACGAGUGCUGCAGAAGAAGGGACAGAGGGGACUGAAGGGCAGAUGAAUUCACUGCUUGAAAACACCCACAGCUGGAUGAAUAAAACAUUUGAAUAGAGAGGGAGCCGUGACAUCUGGCUGAGGAGCGACUGACUCUCAUUCCAUCUCUUUUUGGAGAGAGAGGAGUUCCGGUGCGCGUCCAGACAGACCGAAACGAGCUUGUGCCUCUGCUUGUUUCCCCUGACCUCUCUCGGUUUAGUUCCACCUCCCUCCUUACUCUCCGUCCUCCCCCCGCCGCGGUGGGUGAUGGUGCGCCCCCUCCUCUCGGUCCUGGAGACAUGCCUGUGCAGGAGAUGGCGGUGAGUUCUGUCAAGUCCCUGUAUUGGGAGCAUUUGCCCCCCAUGUCGCAGCGCCGCGUCUACUGCACUCCCGUCUACCACGAGGGCCUGCUGUACGUGAUGGGGGGCUGCAGUGAAACCGGCAUGCCCCUGGACAGCGUGGAGGUCCUGGACGUGGAGAGCCAGACGUGGAGCCAGCUGCCGCCGCUCCCCACAGCGCGGGCCGGGGCCUCCGCUGUGGCGCUGGGGGGCCAGGUGAUGGUUCUUGGGGGCAUGAACCAGCAGCAGACCCCGCUGGCAUCUGUGGAAAUGUACCACCCUGAUGAGGGCAAGUGGGAGACGAGGGCAAGCCUGGGCCAGCCUUCCAUGGGAGUCACCGCUGUCGAGAAAGACGGGAAGGUGUACGCUCUGGGGGGUAUGGGAGCAGACACAGCGCCCCAGGCCCUGGUCAGGGUGUACGACGCGGAGAAGGACCAAUGGCAGCCACUGACCUCCAUGCCCACGCCGCGGUACGGAGCCACGCCUUUCGUACGAGGAAACAAAAUCUACAUGAUGGGUGGUCGUCAGGGAAAGAUGCCCGUGACGGCGCUGGAGGCUUUCGACCUGGACAUGAAGAGCUGGACGCGUUACCCCUGCAUCCCCAGCCGGAGGGCCUUUUCCUGCUGCGCCACGAAUGAGCGAAGCCUGUUCAGCCUGGGGGGCCUCCAGCAGCCGGGGCCCCACAACUUCUACUCCAGACCUCACUUCGUCAGCACCAUGGAGGAGUAUGAUGUGGAUCAAGGUAUUUGGAUCAAACCCAGCCGAACAUCCAGGAUGAGGGAGAAGAGGGCUGACUUCGUGGCAGGAUGCCUGGGAGGUAGAGUCAUCGUGGCUGGUGGUCUAGGUAAUGAACCGUCGCCGCUGGGCACCGUGGAGAGCUACAACCCGGUGAAGCGGCGCUGGGAGUACGCGGCGCCCAUGCCAACCGCACGCUGCUCCUCCGCUCUCCAGCAGACGUCCAGCAUGCUCUUUGUCAUCGGCGGAGUGGCCCAGGGACCCAGUAAUGCUGUGGAAGUUCUCUGCUUACAGGAAACAGUGUGACCCACCAAUAUAUUCGCAGGAGGAGUAAAUGCAAAGCUGGCACGGAUAUCUCAUUCAUGUAUGUGCAUAGAAACAGACACAAACACAUAAAUUGGAACCAUGGAUCACAGAUACUUUUUUUUUAAUAUCUAAUUGGUGGAUUCUUGUCGUACACUGGGAUAUAAGAAACUCUUUUUGACAUUCAACAAGGAUUGAUGGGAGCUGCGAAGGCAGGUUCGUGACAGAACUGGACGAAUUCAAGACUAAGGACCUUCGAGGCGGAGUGCUGUGACUGGCAAGGACGUAAAAACUGACGGUUAUUUUUAACUCAGUGGAAAUCAGAGAAAGACAAAAAAAAAAGAGCAAAAACAAAAUAAAUAACAGACACCCAGAUGCCGUGUCUGAAGAAACAACACGCCUUUGAACUGUUGAGCAUUUUUCAGAAUAAAAGCAGGGUACUUUUCUGGAUAUUAAAGGAACAAAGGGCCAUAUCUGAAUCUCUUCUUUGCAGCAGAGUCGCUCCUCUCUCCUGCUGCGACAGCGAGCUUGGGACACCUUUUUUUUAUGACUUAAGAAACAACACUUAGUUGAGUUUUAGACAGUGAUGUUCUGGGGACGUGAAUGUUUGGGUUCUUUUGUUUCUGUUGCAUUGUUAACACGUAUAAAUGUGAACAACCACCACCACCACCACUUUUAACAACAGUGGCCCCUUAAAGCGCAUUUACACUGCAAGCAGCUCGAGCUGAGACUAGUCAGACCUCCAUCCAUUUUCUACAAUCAGUGAAAGCUGAUUUCGACCACAGCGACUGUGUUUCCGUUAUUUGUAGUUGCAGAGAAGUUGGUUGUGGUCAAUCAUGUUGAUCUGUGUCCCUCUGUGUGCCACAUCAGUCGAUCACCCAGCUGAAGUGGUCUUUCACGCUGUAGCGGGGGGGGGGGGAUAGUUGCUGGUGGAAUGAAUGCAGAGUUACUCUCACCUACAGCACUGAGGGAUCUAGACAGAUACAUUUCUCCUCAACAACUUCCUGACAAAUACAGUAUUUCCCCCCCUGAGUGAUAGCACUACACAAAAUAAUUGACUUCAGCUUGACAUCAGCCGGAUGGUGAACACUUUGGAAAGGGAUAUGAUACCAGGGCAACAUUUCAAACAGGUUUUGAUACUGUAUAAUUUAACAGAGAAUGGAUUUUAUAGACUAGAACCAAAACUAAAGUAUAUAGGGAUUAUUAUUGGGGCAUUUUUACUGACCUGGAUGAAAUAUAAUUUUUGGUCUGGUGAAAAGGGAUCUGAAACAGCAUGACUGGAUCUAAGUGCUAGCUUUAAACUAACACAGUGUGUCAUAGACGUUUAUUUGGAGAAAUUCUAAAAAUAUAUUUAUUUCUUAGAGCAUAAAAUAUUCAUAUAUUUAGAUUAAAAAGUUAAUUGAAAGGCUUGUAGAGGAAGCCAAAAAAAAAAAUCCCUUUUCCGCUGUUAGCCUCGGUUGCUUUGCCUAUAAAUCCCUAAAUAUGGUGCUUCUGUCAGAACUUGAAUUUUAUGAGACACAGUUCAUUUACUUAGAGAUUGCGCAGGUGAGCUGAAAAGGGUUUUAACAAAUUUCUUUGUAAAACAUAUAAAUAAUGCCUUUCGUUAAUUGGUUACAUAACUCAACUUUACUUGUUUGCCCACUCGUCUCAUGGUUUGUACCAUGUGUCGAAAGAGAAAACGAACCAACGUAAAUUAAUGAGCAGCCAGUUAGCAGUUUGAAAGAGGUAACUGACCUCGGCUAGCCUCAUGGUUUAUCCAAAAAGCAUUUAAACCUUGUUGAGUUUUGAGAAGACGUUUCGUGAGUAGCUUUGUCACAGAAAAACUCAACUCAAGUGAGAGUUGUUGGGAAAUUAGUAACGAUUCAGACUCAGUGAUCACUUUUUGUUGGUUUGAACAACAGAGUGAAACCCUAAGAGCGUGUCGCACCGAAUGUGCAGUGACAACAAGUUUUAUAGUCCACGCUCACGUUGGUUCUUUGCAUGUACACCUGGAGCUGGUGGAAAGGUACUUUCUCCUAUUUACAUCUUACUUCUGCACAGAAAGGAGGUGAUGAGGUCAAAGUAUAAGUGAAGUCAAGGGAAAAAGCGAAUGUCUGCAGUCCGCGCAUAGAAAAUGUUACGUAAUUUCGCACUUAUCAUGAAUUUUCAGUGAACUUAUUUUGUCUUGCUAUGAGCUCACUGGGGAUAAAAUGUCUCAUGAGCAAAUACAGCACAUAUAAGAGAAGUCAAAAUAGAAAUGAAAUUUUCCAUUACAGCUUCUGAACUUAGAAAAACGAAAGAAAACAUCUACUCAAAACUCAAAAAGUUCAAUUGUUCUUUUAAAACGUUUUUUUUUUUUUUUUUUGGAUAUACCAUGACCUGAUGGCCAAGAAGCUUCACAAACACAUGGCCUCAUGGUUAGUAACAAAGAAACGACAUGUUUAUAGGACAACCUUGGACUUAGAGUGCGGCAUUUUCUGGCUACCUUCUACUACACACACAGGCUAACACUUUUCAUAUAGAACUUGUUAUUUUGCCUUUAUUGUUCAAUUUUACAACAUUAGCUGUAAGUUGUGAGAACACGGCUGCCAGGCAACUAUCUAGAGUCCACUGAGGCCGAGCAUAAUGAAUAGACCAGGCCUUCGGGAGGAGCAACAAAGACAUUUAUAUUAAUGAUUAACAGUUUAACUUAACUUCCAGCAUUGUCAUUUCUGAUUAUGAAACCACGUCACACCUAGUGACCUUUGGAAAACAGCCACGAGUUUGUGAAUACCACAAGAGGAAAUGGCUGUUUGUAUAAUACCAAAAAGCUAUUUGAGUUUAGUAAUUUAUCCAUUACACUGAUUGCAACUGAAAAGCAACAUGUAGGUCACAUCAAGAAUUACUCUCCUGCUAGUAAGCAUGCAAACACAGUUAGAUAUGUAGUGUAUAAAGUAUGAAACUUAAUUCCUUUUUGAGAAGUUUAUAUUAAAACAUAGACACAGUACUUUAAGACUUUGUAGGAGAGCACAGCCACCUUUCAAUCCUACAGAGGACUGAGCAUUUGAUACUGAAAGGACAGACUUUUGCUGGAGAUUAUAGCUUGUGAGGGCUUCCACGGGGUUUUGUGCACAACAGAUAGGGAUGGGAUAUGAUGGAGGGAGCUGCUGUGCUCAAUGUCUUGUGACAGAUGCAGUGAACCUGUGGACAGGAGACGAGGUCGGGCAGGAAAUCAAAGGAAUAACUCAGUGAGGUGUGUUAGUGUGGGAACGUAGCCUCAGUUGGUCUUUUAUAUCCCGCUGAGCUCCUCCCAAGCUAGUAGCAUUUUUAUUAUCCACAUAAGGAUCCAGUCAGCAGCUUCUCUGCUCUGAAUUAAUGUACCGUAAAAUGACUGUCAAUCGGUCUCAGUCUGGUUUCUAGCAGAAGGUUGUACGGCAAAGGAUUUUGGGUUCCAGUUUCUAAACUUUUAUUCUGUCAAAAAAAUCAAAAAUAUGACAUAAAAGUAGCUGAUGCACCUCUAUUAACAUUACUUGUUACUUGGAGAAUGCAUGUGAUUAAAAUUAGGGCAUGCAAGGAAAUGAUAAAAGCAAGAAAAGUCAGUUUUGAUUGGAGAAUUCACAGAUUAUGGGUUAUUUUACCACGCUGAAAACACUUUCAACCCUGUACCCUAAUUAGACAUCAUUUAAAAACAUUCCUCUCCAGCAUCCACAGUAUUUGAAAUAAUGAUUUCUGUUAGAUUCACAGAUCAGUAAAGAAAAGGAGAGCUAUCUCUGGCCCUGUGAUUGAGUCUUAUGUCUUACUAACAAACCCGCACAUAGUUUUACAAAUUUACCCCACUUCAUAUCUUUUUAGGAGCUCAGACGAGAUGCCAGUUGACAGUUGUUUACUCCUGCUUCUGCAAUGUAUGCACCUGAUUGAGUACGUUAGGUACAAGCCACAAACUCAUCACCUAUAACAUAAUCACACACACCUGGUAAACAGAGGCAAUGAAGCCUGCUUUUGUAAAUGUCAUGUUAGGGCUUUGUUGGCAAAGGUACUGUGAAGGUAGAUGGAGAAACUUAUUAGAACAUUCAGAACAUAUACAUUUGCGUGCAUGGGACGAUGAAAUGAAAAGUAAUAACUAGUUGUACUUUUCAUAUGAAUGUUUGCAGAGCUGCGAUGUAUAUUUUUGCUCUGAAAUACCAGAAUCUGCCUCGGGGGAAAAUCUGAAGUGAUGCUGACCCUGCCACACUGGAAGGCAGAAAUAAUGUUUUUAGUAACUUGAACGCAGCUGAACAUGCUGUGAACCAAGCACAAACACACCGAUCAGCCACAACAUUAAAAUCACGGAGAGGAGAAUUAAAUUACAUCAGCUUCAAUGUUCUGCUGGGAAACUUUUGGACCUAGCGUUCAAGUAUCUGUGGGAUGAUCCACAGAGGCCCCUUUCCAUAGGACCCAAAGGCCCAUGUCCAUUCUCUGAUGAGGUGCGAGGUCAGGGAAAUGGUCUGAAACGCGGUGCAAACGCGGUUCUUGAGGGAACCCUGGUCGCUAAAUGCACUAGGGCUGUCAUAAGUUUUAAUGUGAAAACACCAGCCUGCUGCAGCUGGAUGCUUCUUAGAUGCGAGGAGUUGGGUCGAUACAUAACACUUUGCACUGUAUCAGCUCAGUACAGCACCCUCUGUCUUUAGACUGUCAGUUUAGAUAAUCUAAAAGACUCCAAGAAGGUUAACCGAGGAGGAAUGUCUCCACCAUCACACAUAGUCUUGAGGUAAACUGUGUGAACACAUCAAAUUUACAAAUAGCUAUAUAUGAAAAAAGGCUGAUGAGUCUCUGUGCAGUUUUCCACUACAGGUGAAACAUUGUACACUUCACAAAGUCAUCUCAAUGCAAUGUUCUCUACUCGGCUCUGGUUUGGACAUGCAAAUAUGUUGCCGUCAUUGGCUUGGUAGCUGUUCAAACUUUGUUUGGUGUUUGGGUGCCGGGCAGCUAGUGUCCAGGGGAGUAGAUCAGUGGAGCUCUGCAAAAAAAAUUCUGCUAAAAAAUAAAAUUAGUGGAAAACUUAAUGCACAGCUGCACAACGAAAAAAAAAAAGAAGUUAUAUCUGCAGAUCCGGUUUUUCAAAUUUGAUCCAACAUAGUCGCUGAUUGAGUGUUUAAUAUCAAAAAUAUUUGCGACUAUGUCUUCUCAUCAUUAUUAUGGCUUGGCAUUGAAACACACUCACCAUAUAUAUAUAUCAUAGCUGUACAGAGGAUGUUCCCUCUCUUAACCAGUUUACAUGCAACCCUGCAGCCUCCAAGGAAUACUGGGCCUUUGCCAGAGCUAGCUCCCUCCCGUGGUUGUCUAGUUCCUUCAGUUUAAUUAUUUGAUCGCAGCGACAUAUUGCUGUAUUGAGAAUAUGUCUCAUGAAUCUAGAAUUAGUCUCUCCGUAGACGAGAUGCCUCAUGAGUCUGUUUCUCUGCACCCGGCGCCCGGUUCAGGGUACGAGCUAGAAAUCCUUCUGCUGCUUCCGACGGCAGGUUGAUCGACAGAACGAAAGAGCAGGAUGCUUCAGUACAGGUAACAGAUAAUCACAUGCUGUACUUUUUUUAGAGCAGGCUUCGAGCGGAUGAUGCACAAGCAUUAUGGAAAUGUGUAUGGAAAUGUGUUCUUACAGCAAGGCGAGAUUAAAGCCAAACUGUUCCCACAUCAACACGCAUUAACGCGGCUUGUUAAAGUUUCUCUUAAAAAAAAAACUGAAUCAAAGUGCGCAGGACCAGAGGUGCAGGACAAUUUUACCAACAAGUGCACAAAUUAUUGAACAGGUUUUUAAUCCGCUAAAGAAUAGAGCACUGUACAGCCCUGAAUAAUUUGCCUUGUGUACCAUUACCUCUCAGAUUUGCAGAUGCAAUACGUACCCUCUUGUCCAAAUCACAUUCAGGGCCUUGUUUUGUUGGUGCAGACGCGCUCUAUGCCUUGAUUCACAAAAAGAGGGCCCCCAGGCUCAGGUUCUGACAAAACAUAGGCGGCGGCUUUCAGCAGUCUGUAAAGACGGGGGUGGAAGAUGCUGAAUUUAUACGGUUGUGAGUUUCAUGAAUACAGUCCAGAACUAUGUCUCGUUUUUGACAAUGAAAACAGCCUCUGUUUUUAUUUAUUCAUUUAUUUAUUGUUUUUAGUGGGCCUGCACUGUUUCCUGGACAACAGGGAACCGUGUCAACACCCGCAGGUAGCAUCAAUGUGUUCCUCUUGCAUUUUUUUUUUUUAUUCCGUUAAGGCUCGUAGUCAUCAAAUCUCGCUUGAUUCUAGUUGAUCUGGAGUAGACAGAAUGAUAUUUUUCUUUGCUGUUAACUGUUCACGUUGGUUCAUUCUUUUGCCCUCCAGUCAGUUGUUUGUGUUGUGGAUUCGAGGUUGUGAGGUGACACGUGUGUCGUGGUGUCGCCCAGAUCUGAGCUGGGUUCCCCAAAGUGUUUGUCACUAGUCGUGUGUUUUUGCAAAGCUUUGCUUAGCCUAGAAAUAUAUAUUUUAAUAGAAUUGUAAAAAAAAAAGAAAAAAAAAAUCUGUUUAUUUUUUUUUUCCAUGUUGGUGAGAUGACAUGUGUGGGAUGCACCAUUUGUAUAACACUGAGUCAGGGGAUACACUGUAGAGGGUUAUAUUUAUGACAAGAAAGACAACAGGUAUAUAGGGAAAAAAACAAGGUUGUGUGUUUUUUUUUAAUUUUUAUUAUAAUGUGUUUCAGCGAAAUAUAAAAGAAAACUACAAAUGAAUUUCAUUCUUUCUUCUUUUUAAGUCAGUGAUUGAAGUGAGCUGCUUCAAACAACCACCAGCUCACAAACCGCUCGGCUCGGCGGCCACAGGCCUUCAGCGCUGUCUGCCAUUUCACACAGCUUUGAGUCAAACUAGUUUGUACAGACAUUUUGGGAACCACAAACCCAGAAUCCCCCUCCUGUUCUUAUCUCUCUUGCCGUACUGUGCUGUUUCCCCUACAGUGAUGGUAGAAACCUGGUGAACUGCUUUGUGGUCUCAGUGGAUCAGUAUUGCCAUGUGCUCUGUAUGUGCAAAUGUGAUAUGGGGAGGGGGGGGCUUAUUGAACUUGACGAAAUGUACUGUAUGAGAAAGGAAAGAAACGAUGUUGCAGCAGUCAGAUGAUAACAGAUGUGUGAGGAGGUGCGAAUGACAGUUAAAUAUAUACUUAUUUACUGUGUGUUAAAGUGUUUUAAACUUUUUACCCCUAAAAUAACAACAUUUAGUUGUAGAAACACAUCAGCCAAUCAGACCACCCAUACACAGAAACUAUGCACUUAUACAAAGAGCUGGCUUCACCCCCAAGAGACACCGACAGCAACAAGCAGUCAGACGUGGGUGCAGUUUACAACAUACACAGUGCCCUUCAGAAUUUUCUACACUUUUGCAUAAAAAUGACUCAAAACACUCCUAACAGUAGACAAAAAACCCAAUCAAACAAACGAAACAGAAGUAUUACGAGAAGAAAAUGAAGCAAUGUACAUAUCUGUGAGUUGCAAAAGUAUCUGGUGUGACUAUAGACUGUAUAUAAAUAUGGACAACGCGUCCCAACUCCCGUGCAUUAGCCCAAGUGAUGCUAUUUUCCCAGAGAUACAGGCGGCACCAUCUUAUGAGUUUGGAGCCAGAAUCCGUGCAGUAGGGUUCAAAUGUAGAGCCGAUUAUCGAUACUGCAUACACACUGAAUGUAUUUAUUUAUUCAGUUUGUCCUACUCGUUUAUCAUGGUAACUGGUCAUGAAGUCACAUCCUGUUUCUAUAGCGUCAAAUAACUAAAGCAAAAGUUAUCUGAUGAAUUGACACUUGAACAAAUCUCAUCCACUAACAUGGAGGAGGUGGAGCUUAUGACCUAUACUGCAGCCAGCCACCAGGGGGAGCUCUACUUGCUUUGGCUUCGCUCCUGAGGAGCUGUUCCGUUGUCCAUCUUGAUACAGUCUAUGGGUGUGACCCACUUGUGCAGCAUUAACAGCAACUAAAUGUUUACGGUAACUCCACGGUGCUCAGAUGACUUGGCCUGUCCAUCAUUGCAUAAAACCCGCCCAAACAAUUUGAUUGGAAGAUCUGAGUAGGAGCAUAAUCUGUCAUGAUAUCAAACUAAAAAAACAACAACAUCUGUGGUCACAUCUCACCCCAAAUGACUCACUUUCGGGUGAAGCAUCACUCAGCAGCAAAUACAAGAGUUGUGUUGCUGUGAAUGAGCAAAUGUGCCAGGUGCUUAUGCUGCACCACAGAUGUACAAAAGUUAGCAAGUUUCUACGAACUACGAAGACAAUUUGGCUACUGCCCAUUUACAGGAGGAAGAAGGUUUCCUUUUAAUCACAGGCAAACAGAGAGUGAAACUAAAUGGAAAUACGCUAGAAUUACUUUUAUUAUUAUACCUCUUCCUAUAUUAAUAAUAAUAAUAAUAAUAGUAAUCAUGGUAACAGUCAUUGUUGUGGUUGUUUGUGGUACUGUAAUUGAUACACAUGAAACUGCAGCGUGUUUUUAAACUGUUGGUUGGAUUGAUUGUAUUUAAGCGUCCGGGACGAGACGAGACUGAAUCAGCUGAAGAGUGAUGGUAAAAAUGAUGUGAUGUACACAGGCAAAGGCCCGCCUCCCCUCACCAAAGCCUGCCAGACACACUGUCAUGCCAACAGGUAACAUCUGGGGGGGGGGGUUAAACUAAUAAGGAUUAAUGUGGGGUUAGAGCACAAUUCACCCGUCUCAUUAACUGCAACAUGACGUGAGUUAAUUACUUUACACUGACAGCGUGCAUACAAGCCUAAUUUCACAAAUAAGAAUACUAAUGACACCUUGAAGGAAAUAUGAAAAACCUUGCUCCUCAGAGCUCGACCCAGUUUUCCAUUUGAGCAGACGCGUGCAAAGGGAUGAAACACAAGCAAAUUGGAAAAAAAGUAUCUUUGCCAGUGCAAAUACAGAAGUGAACUGUAAAUGAACGGAAAAUGAAGACACGUUUAGUGCUGAUUGGUGAAUAUAAGUGUUUUCUUCAGGCUGAAACUACUGCAGCACCAACAAUAACGUGUCUGCUGCCUUUUUACUGGCCCUAAUUCCGUUUUUUUACCAUUUAACCAUUUCGUGAAGCAUUUUUAAAUUCAAGAUUUAUCCUUAUUUGCAUCUGUUUGACUAUUUGGAUGUGUUUUCUCAAGUUGCUUCAAGGUUCUUGGUCUGUCAGAGCUGCUGUACUUCACACAUGUGUUUAUAGACCCCUUCACAGUUUGUAAACAGUGUGACUUUUUAUGAGGGGCGGGGCUUAGCUGGAGGCAAAACAUCUCAAACAGUGUAGCCUGUAAACGCCGGUUAGCAUAUUUGAACAGAUUGUUUUGGCAAGAAUGGACGAGGAAAACAUAUAUUUUUGAGAAUAUACUAAUACACUCACUCCCCGAGACCAUGACGGAGGGGUUGUCUUAAUGUCUCCUACAAAGACAUUACCAUAACUAAACAGCCCUGAAACAUCCAACUAAUGCGUUAGCGUUAGCUAGCAUUUAGCAUUAACAUUAACAUACAACAAGAAUCCCCCAGAUAAUGAUUAACUUAACGUGAUUUCAGUCACAAUUUAUUCUAUUAAUGUUAUCCAGGCUGACACUGAUGAUGCAUUACAUAUUAAUCUUAUCUACUAAGAAGUGUGCACGUUGUUGAUUGUCUCACUCCAGUCCUUUCUUUUAAUCACCAAAGCCAAAGAUUGGCGGUGGCUGACAUGUGAUACAAUUUCAAGUUAGUGUUUUUGAUUUUUGUCUCCAGCUAACGACAUGACGUCAGCGUGACAUAGGCCAUGUAGGGGUCUAUUCAAAGCUGCAAACGUAAGCAAAACAGGAAAUGCACAAGAUUGAUCUACAGUUAAACUGACUCUAAAACAUCAGAAGGAAGCUGCAGCUCUUCUGUGCAGCGGUACCAACAAGGCGAACGUUAGCUUUUAAGCAACGCAUCAAUCAAACAUGUGUCUGAGCAUGGUCCUGCGUUCAAAGUCUUUGAAUGAAAGACCAUCACCUCCCUGUGAACUACACAGAUCUCAUAUUUCACGGUACGGUAUGAUUUUGUUAUUCUGACUUUUAUUGUGCACCAUGAUGACGUCCUGGUGUACGUGGCUGUAGGUCAACCAGCGUCAACGUGUCUGGCAGGCUUUGGUUUUCAGACCGAGUGGUGGCUGUGACUCCAGUGCAGUAGUUCAGUGCCUAUACUAAAUGUGAGGUAGUGCCUCGACUAUGAAUCCUGUUCUAUAAUAAACUAUUUUGACUUGC
Messenger RNA from Mugil cephalus (flathead mullet), 12506 nucleotides. RefSeq names its product kelch domain-containing protein 8B-like. Gene Ontology annotation, molecular function: protein binding. The transcript is spliced from 7 exons. The coding region runs from base 1266 to 2345 and encodes 359 amino acids. Lineage: Eukaryota; Metazoa; Chordata; Actinopteri; Mugiliformes; Mugilidae. The record is from RefSeq and is a predicted model, not a curated record.